AUGCGGCGCGGUCUCCUAAUCUUCAUCCUGGUGAAUCUGCUCAUUCUCACACUUCUGGUUCGCAGCGUUUCGACUCUGCUUUCCUUGCUAGUGGAGGAUGCGGCCGCAGAUGCCAUUCACCGCGCGGAGCUGCCGUCUCCCAACUCCAGUCUGAUUGAGACAAGGCCUCAAAUCAUUCCCAAGAUCAUUCACCAGACUUACAAGAACGAGACGAUUCCCGAGGUGUGGCGUGAGGCCCAACAGAGCUGCAUUGACUUGCACCCGGACUAUGAGUAUAUUCUGUGGACUAAUGAAAAGUCUCGCGACUUUAUCGCCGCCGAAUACCCCUGGUUCCUGGACACCUUUGACGGCUACAAGUACCCCAUCCAGCGCGCAGACUCAAUUCGCUACUUUGUGUUGGCGCAUUACGGUGGUACUUAUAUUGACCUGGACGAUGGCUGCAACCGCCGUUUGGACCCGCUCCUCGCAUACCCCGCCUGGGUUCGUCGCACCGUGCCAACUGGUAUCUCCAACGACGCGAUGGGUUCCGUGCCUCAGCAUCCAUUCUUCCUCCGUGUGAUUGAGUUGCUGCAACAGUACGACCGCAAGUGGGUGCUGCCCUACAUUACGGUGAUGUACUCGACGGGUCCGCUAUUCUUGUCGGUCAUCUGGAAGGAGUAUAUGCAGGAUAAGCCUAGUGAAUCUGGGCGCGUGCGCAUUCUGAUGCAGGACGAGUACAACAAGUUCUCGUGGAGUUUCUUCACGCACCACACUGGAAACAGCUGGCAUGGCAAGGACGCGCACUUGAUUUUCUGGAUGGGCCAACAUUGGGUGUUCCUCACUUUCUGCGGUUUCAUCCUCGCAGGUAUUGUCGGCAUCUGCCUGUGGUGGACAUACGGCCGAAUCAUGCUCCUCGGUGCAAAGUACCGUUACCGCUACACCAAGGUGCCUUCCAUCAUCAGCCCGCGGCUUUCCUCCUCUCCUACGCGUCGCGCUCGCCGUAUAAUGCCCACACUGCUCCGCCGUGUGAGCUUCAAGGAGGACGAAGAGAUCGGCGGGGCCACCGAGACCUCUUACGAGCUCGGUCGCCGCGACGACUGA
Penicillium cataractarum is the source of this 1080-nucleotide messenger RNA. RefSeq names its product glycosyltransferase family 32 protein. The transcript has 4 exons. Gene Ontology annotation, molecular function: mannosyltransferase activity. Lineage: Eukaryota; Fungi; Ascomycota; Eurotiomycetes; Eurotiales; Aspergillaceae. Gene Ontology annotation, biological process: mannosyl-inositol phosphorylceramide biosynthetic process. Bases 1 to 1080 code for a protein of 359 amino acids. The record is from RefSeq and is a predicted model, not a curated record.